AUGGCACUAAUUAUCAGACUAUUGAAACAUUUUCUCAUUUUAUUCAUAGCAGAUGGCAUUUUGGUAAAUUUAAGGGUACUUGCUAAUGAAAAUUCUACAAUAGCGAUAAGUUUUGCGGUCCACGAAGUGGUUCCUGAUGUCAUUCCGCAGGCCCCUGACUCCUUUAUUUAUGUUGAAUAUCCAAGAGGAGUAUACGCCAAUGGAGGCAACCUGUUAACGCCAGCUCUGGCAAAGAUCAAACCCAUCGUUGCUUGGAACGCAGAUCCCAACCAGUUCUACACACUCGUCAUGAUUGAUCCUGACGCACCAUCGCGCCAUAACCCGAAGUUCCGUGAGUGGCAGCAUUGGCUCAUAGGCAAUGUGCCAGGCUCUGAAGUAUCUCAAGGCGUGGUACUUUCUGAUUAUAUAGGUCCAGCUCCUCCCCUCGGCUCUGGACUGCAUCGAUACGUAUUCUUAGUCUACAAACAACCCCACAACCUGACCUUUGAUGAGCCCAGGCUAAGUAAAAGUUCCUCCGUGAAUCGUACAUUGUUCUCUGUUGUCAAUUUCGCCAAUAAGUACAACCUGAGCGAUCCUGUAGCGGGCAACUUCUUCCAAGCUUAG
Molecule: messenger RNA, 603 nt
Organism: Arctia plantaginis
Lineage: Eukaryota; Metazoa; Arthropoda; Insecta; Lepidoptera; Erebidae
Source: the annotation of a GenBank genome assembly